Molecule: messenger RNA, 941 nt
Organism: Pogona vitticeps (central bearded dragon)
Lineage: Eukaryota; Metazoa; Chordata; Lepidosauria; Squamata; Agamidae
Source: RefSeq, a predicted model, not a curated record
GAAGUGAAUGUUGGCUUAAGAUUUUUGUGACUGCUGCUCUUAGUUGUAGCUUCUCCAAAACUGGUUCUGGAGCAGUUCAGAUAUACAGCCUCCGGUAGAAGUGGCCUUCUUUAGGUGACCAUACACUUGUUUUUUUUGUGUGUUUUUUUAAAUUUCCACGACGGGAAGAAGUUGAGCCUACAGUAUAUAGUUUUUUUUUCCUGUUAUAAAGUAUGGGCCUGAUUGUUGUGGAGCUGUAUUGGAAGCAUGCACCCAAGACUUGUAAGAAUUUUGCGGAACUAGCCAGACGAGGUUAUUACAAUGGCACAAAGUUUCAUAGGAUAAUCAAGGACUUCAUGAUUCAAGGGGGAGAUCCUACAGGAACCGGUAGAGGAGGAGCAUCCAUUUAUGGCAAACAGUUUGAAGAUGAACUUCAUCCAGAGCUGAAGUUUACAGGUGCAGGAAUCCUUGCUAUGGCAAAUGCAGGACCAGAUACAAAUGGAAGCCAGUUCUUUGUCACAUUAGCACCAACUCAGUGGCUUGAUGGGAAACACACUAUAUUUGGUCGUGUUUCACAAGGAAUUGGAGUAGUCAACAGAGUGGGCAUGGUAGAAACUAAUGCACAAGAUCGUCCAGUGGAUGAUGUGAAACUUUUGAAGGUUUACCCAUCUGGCUAGAAUAGAAUUGUAACAGUUUUUUAAAAUCAAAUUGUAUUGUUUUCAAUUUUUUCGAAGAUAUUUGUUGCGUUCCAAGAGUUAUUGUGUAAAAUUAUUUUGUACUAAAUGCAUUUUCAGAAUUUGCCAUCAACUUUUCUAUUAAAGCUAAAUUCAUGAAAUGGCUCGAGUUAUUUGAAGGGAGGAGGUACCAUCAGAUUAUGGUGUGGCAGUUUUUCUAAUCUUUAUUUUGUCUACUACAUCUGGUUGAAUUAAAGUGCAGAAAUUGAAAACAGGCAAAGGCCAGAA